CAUGCACCCAUUUCUCAAAUCCUAAAUCUCAUUUCCAUGGCUUCACCAACAACAACACUAAGUCGUAGAAGAACACAAGCUCCAAUUCCAGCUCCCAACUUCGACGACGUCGUUUGCCAAAAAUGUAACUCCGGAAAAUCCCCAUCCAAGUUGCUUCUCUGCGACAAAUGCGAUAAUGGCUACCAUAUCUUCUGCCUCACACCCAUUCUCCCUUCCGUUCCCAAAUCCUCUUGGUUUUGUCCCUCUUGCUCUCACAAUCCCCAAAACCCCAAAUCUUUUCCUCUUGUACAGACGAAAAUUAUUGAUUUUUUCAAAAUCCAACGAACAUUUGAGGUGGCUCAGAUUCCGAAUCAAGAUGCUAAGAAGAAGAGAAAGAGGGGGAGUAGUUUGGUGGUUUCAAAAAAGAAAAGGAGGUUGCUGGCGUUUGUUCCGAGUGAUGAUUCUCAGAGGAGAUUAGAACAGAUGGCGUCGUUGGCAACGGCGUUGACUGCGACUAAAACGGAGUUCCGUAAUAAGCUUGUCUAUAUGGCUGGAAUGGCACCAAGGCGUGCUAAUGAUCCUGCUCUUGAACGUGGAGGAAUGCAGGUAUUAUCAAAAGAAGACACAGAGACACUAAACAUGUGCAGAACUAUGAUGGAAAGGGGAGAAUGUCCGCCCCUCAUGGUUGUUUAUGAUCCUCUGGAAGGGUUCACUGUAGAAGCUGAUAAAUCCAUAAAAGAUUUGACAAUAAUAACAGAAUACGUUGGAGAUGUAGACUAUUUAAAGAAUCGGGAAUAUGAUGAUGGGGAUAGCAUUAUGACACUUCUUACUGCUUCUAAUCCUUCACAAUCGCUGGUCAUCUGCCCAGAUAAACGUAGCAACAUAGCACGCUUCAUUAAUGGAAUCAACAAUCACACACCUGAAGGUAAAAAGAAGCAGAACUUGAAAUGCGUGAGAUUUAAUGUUGAUGGUGAAUGUCGGGUUCUUUUAAUUGCCAAUAGAGAUAUAGCAAAGGGGGAAAGGUUGUACUACGACUACAAUGGAUUAGAACAUGAAUAUCCAACUGAACAUUUUGUCUAAUUGUGUAGAGCCUGUCAAGGAUCCAGAGCUUAUUGUAACUUUGUAAGGAAAUAACAUUAACAGGGAAUUGUUAAAUGUUAACCCGAUUUUUUUUCAUCUCUUAAUCUAUUAGUUGAUUCAACUUGUACCUUUGGCAUUGACAGCUAGGAAGAAAUUAAACUUCAAAAAGGUUGUUUUGUUUUGAUACUUCUGGUUUAUGUCUUCUAUGAACAAAUGAAUAUUUAUAAAUGUUGGGCAGGUUACCCUUUGCAUUGACA
Messenger RNA from Trifolium pratense (red clover), 1316 nucleotides. Its product is annotated as histone-lysine N-methyltransferase ATXR6. The record is from RefSeq and is a predicted model, not a curated record. Gene Ontology annotation, molecular function: protein binding. The transcript has 6 exons. NCBI's taxonomy places the organism in Eukaryota, Viridiplantae, Streptophyta, Magnoliopsida, Fabales, Fabaceae. Bases 37 to 1059 code for a protein of 340 amino acids.